Sphaeramia orbicularis (orbiculate cardinalfish) is the source of this 9541-nucleotide messenger RNA. RefSeq names its product mediator of RNA polymerase II transcription subunit 13-like. The transcript is spliced from 30 exons. Gene Ontology annotation, cellular component: mediator complex. Gene Ontology annotation, molecular function: transcription coregulator activity. The coding region runs from base 1443 to 7808 and encodes 2121 amino acids. Gene Ontology annotation, biological process: regulation of transcription by RNA polymerase II. Lineage: Eukaryota; Metazoa; Chordata; Actinopteri; Kurtiformes; Apogonidae. The record is from RefSeq and is a predicted model, not a curated record.
UAUUGACAAUACAGCAAACAGCACACGAAUCUUAAAAAAACAAUGAGGAAGAAGUCGCUCCUGCGCCUCAAACCAUGCACUUGCUCAAGGAUUUAGUUCAACAAUCUAAUCAUUUCAGUACAAAAACAUUUUAAAUGUCGCUUUUAAAGGUGUGUUAUGGAGGAAAUUCUGCAGCAUGCAACAUACUCUUUAUGCCAGUAACAGCGCCAGACGUGGACUGUCACUUGUGCGUAAAAUGCGCUUUUAUAAAAACUAACACAUCAGAUGAUUUUUGUGCAACAUCGGGGCUGUUGCGCCGCCGUGAGAGGACGUUUCGUAAUGGUAUAAAACUGAAAGGAAGGAAGGAUUUUUUCUAAGCUCCGUCUGCAGAAGCCUGGCUGUCGUUCUCCUGGUUUUGGAGUAAGAAUAGUUUUUGGUUUUUGGAGUAAUGUUUUGUCUGAACGGUUUUUGACUCAUGAUCCUGAGUAACUGGGAAGCCGCUCGACUUUGUUCGCCCUGCCACAGAGAACUGGGACCGGAGCUGAGGUGGUGGUGGCGGGGGUGGCGGCUGAGGGAGGGGGGGCUGCUUUUGCUUUUUCUUUGGCUUUUUUGAGAAACCCUCGUCUGCGGUCCGUUUAAUUCAAGAGCAACAGAGGGAUUAAAGACUCCUGCUCGUAGCGCCUUUUUUUGUGUGUGCAUUUUGUGUGUGGACUGGACUACAUUGUGAGCAGAGGAACGGGUUGUGGUAAGAAAGAAAGCUAUAAAUAGCCCGUGCAAUUCUCGAAAACUAUCACAAGUGGUGCAUCAGCUUGUGGAGCAGACGGAAUCUGAUAUCUUGCAUGUAAUGCCUCUGCUCUAAGUUAUUGUUUUGCGCAGCAGCCAACGCGUAAUAUCUCAAUUUGUGGAGAAGUUUUGAGUCUAAAAUUCCACACAUCUUUUUUUUUUUUGUUUGUUUGUUUGAGGCUGUUCCUCACCGCGGAAGAAAGGAGUCGUUCCCCCAUGGAUUAUGCUUAUUUAAUCACGAAACUAUCAGCGGAAAGAGAUAUGGAAACGGGCUGAUCUUCCCCUGUGUGGACUGAAAUGGAUCCAUUUCUCUGCUCUUUGACAAUGAUCAGCUUUGGAAUCGCCUGACCUGGAUUGCAACAAUGUUUUGAUUCGCCCCCUCCACUACCGCACGCUGUGGAUUUAUUUUAACGUUACAACAUUGCAGAGCUGCCUUUAUGUGGGGCUUUAUGGAUGAAUUCUGCACUUAUUUCUGAAUACGCCCAUUCCGUUCCCCGAUCAUCCCGUGUCUAUUACCCUAUGUACCUCUUGUUUAUGAGGUUAGAAUCCUGCUUGUUUCUGGUAGACUCCUUCAAAAAACGCAAAGGGAAAAAACGAUUUGUCAGCCCUGCUCAGUGUUGAUAUAUACCGAUGUAGGAUUUCGACAUGCCCAGCGCUGACGACCCCAACGGCGGACGAUUAUGACUACAACAGCGAAUUGGGUGGCGAACGGGGCAAGCCUUGAGGACUGCCACUCCAACAUCUUCUCUCUGGCGGAGUUAACUGGCAUUAAAUGGCGUUGCUACAACUUCCGCAGUGGGGGGGAGUACGGGCCGGUGAUCUCGGCUCCAGCCCAGGACGACCCAGUUCUGCGCAGUUUCAUGCGCUGCAUUCAGGCCAACCUGCUGUGCGUAUGGCGACGCAAAAUCAAGCCCGAUGCCAAGGAGCUGUGGAUCUUCUGGUGGGGUGAUGAGCCCAACCUCACUGAUGUCAUUCAUCAUGAGCUGGAAGUGGCUGAGGAGGGACUCUGGGAGUGUGGGCUGUCCUACGAGUGCAGGACCCUCCUGUUCAAGGCCAUCCACAACCUGCUGGAAAGAUGUUUGAUGGAUAAGGGCUUUGUAAGGAUUGGGAAGUGGUUCUUCAAGCCUCAUGAGUUGGAAGAAAAGCCUUUGGGCAACAGCGAACACCUAUCCUGUUCCUUCUCCUUUUUCCUCCACGGAGAGAGCAACGUGUGCACAAGUGUAGAGAUCGCCCAGCACCAGCCUGCAUAUCACAUCAAGGAGCACCACAUACGCCUUGCGCAGACCUCCAUCACACCAGUGCAAGUGGUCUUGAGUCCAUACGGCCUGAGUGGUACUCUAACAGGUCAGGCCUACAAGAUGAGCGACCCUGCAGCACGGAAGCUGAUGGAGGAAUGGAGCUACUUCUACCCCAUGGUACUUCAGCAGAAAGAGGGAGGCGGGGAGAAGGAGAAAGACACUGGCCAAGCUUAUGAUCGCAACUGUCAUGUGGCAGUGGAGGUUAUUGUAGGUGGAGUGAGGAUGACCUACCCAGCAGCCUUUGUGCUCAUUGCCCAGGGGGACCUACCAGUGGAGCCGCUCCCACCUGUCCCUGCAGCCCAGGGUCUCCUCAGAGAGCCCAACCACUGCAGCGUCCCCCUCACACCCCCGACGUCACCAGAACAACCCUGCUCAGCGGACAGUGGCUUUGUGACGUCAGCCUCCAGUGUCCCCACACCAGACAGCAGCAUGGGAAUCACAAACAUCAGCCCAAAGCAUUCUGGGAAGAAAAUAACUUGUCAGGUGGUCCAUCAGGCCUGGAGGGAGUGCUACGUUAAUCAGCCUCAGCACGUACGGACUCAGCCCACUGAUGUAAUGCCUAAGAAAGAGGUGCCAAAUGGAGUAACCACAUGGGACUUCAAUGAUCUAGGGGCCAGAGCGCCCUGCAGCUGCUCCAGGUUGAAACAGCAGAAGCUGAAUCUGACCAGCACAUCCACUGCCAACUCCCAGACCAGUGCCAACUCCACUCAGUCAUCAGGCCCAUCCUCAUACCCUCCCUCUACACCCAAACACAAGACCAGUGACAAGACAGAAAAGGCUGAUAAACAGUCCAAGAGAUCAGCCAUGAUCCCGUUUCACCACCGUGUGUCUGUCACGCAGGAGGCCCCUCUGGAGCAGGACUCAGCAGGAGGCCCUCAGCUUGGGGGACUCGUGGCUUUGGAGCCACCCUUAGAGUCUCUGGCCACUUUGCCAAAUUGCAAGUAUCCCAAGCCCCUCUCCAAUAGCAGGAAAGCCCCUGAAUCCCUUCUCCCUUCUCCUGUGUCUCCUCUUCCACCCACACUCAGCCCACACCCCAGGGUGCAGGACCCAGAGGUCCUGGACGGGCCUGUGGAUAUGUCUGUCUGUCCAGAUGGGACUACAGGGCUGGGGAUGAUGACCAGUGAGACAGCCGUGUAUACUGCUUUACUGAGGCAGAGGGAGAAUGGAGCCGGCUGGUGGAGAGGAUUCAGGACCCCCAGGACUGAUAAGACUGAAUUCAAACCCCAAGAACUCCCCAUUGAUAACUUAGAGGAAGUGAGGACAGAGACGGCCACUGAGACAGCUCCACUAAAGAGACUAUACGCUCAAACACACAAGAGUUUUAAAAUCUCAGAGGAGAGACUUCAAGAACAUGUCCAGACACUGGGAUUGUUCCAGCAGCCAAGUGUAGAGGCACUGCGGGAGCCCGGCGAUGAUCCCUACGACUUUAAAGAAGGCGACAUCGAGUACACGUUUUCCACAUCCAAGAGAGUAAAAGGCCAAGGACGAGAACCCAGCAAGAGGACCAAGGUGGAGCAAAAUGAAGAAAUAACCAGCAAUGGCACACUGCCCGAUGGCAAAGAUGCCAUGUCCAUUUUCAACUCUGCGCCAAAAUCAGAAGAGUCAGGGCAGGAUGAAUCAGCUACCAAAGUUAACCCUUCCCUGACCAGAGAAAAAGACCUGGUGGUCAACAUCUCCGACUUAGACAACAUAUUUGAUGAGGAUGAAGAAGAACUCGGGACUGUUUACCCCAACCAGCACUCCACAAAGCUUGCAGGAUUGGCAGAAGAUCGCCCUCCAGGGAAAGAAGGGAGAGUUGCAGUACCUUAUCCAUCAACAGUAGCAGACCUCCAGCGGAUGUUCCCUACCCCACCUUCUCUAGAGCAGCACCCAGCUUUUUCUCCCAUCAUGACAUACCGUGACACCCCCAGCCAGGAGCCUCCUGCCCCGAGUGGAGCAGCAGACCACCUGCCCCUGAUGCCCUCCAUGCAGAUUACUGAGUACAGGAUGGAGAUAGAGGAGGGCAUGGCCAGUCCCAGACAGGAGGACGUCAAGCCUCUGAUAGGCUCCUCCAUGUUCGCCCCACUCUCCUGCCUCCCCAGUCAUGCUCUACCAGCACUCAAACUUCCAGAACAGUGCCACUACCGUCCAUCCUGGGCCCUCCUACCCAAAAUGGAACAUUUCUCCACAGUCAUGCACCCCCAAACAACCACUUUCCUCAGAGACGGAUACACAAACAUCCCAAGUGUCAACACCCUCCCAGACCAGGAUUAUGGCCAGUUGAGUGCCACUACUGCCUCUGUGAGCACCACCCUUGGCAUCCUGCCAUCUCCUGCCACCCCUCGUUUCUCUGUACCCACUCCACGAACCCCUCGGACACCCAGGGGAAUCAACGCAGCAAGUUCUGGGCAAGGUUCAGUGAAGCAGGAUGGAACUGAGCUGAGCUCGCCUGUUUCAACAUCCUCCACCAGCCUGCCUCUCAGUUCAGUAGAACCCCUAGCCCGGCCUGGGCCCACACUGCCCGAGGCCCACAGCCUGUACUCAGUCCUCCUGCUCUCAGACUCCGUCCUGAAUGUCUUCAAGGAUCGGAACUUUGACAGCUGUUGCAUCUGUGCCUGUAAUAUGAAUGUCAAAGGAGCAGAUGUGGGGGUGUACAUCCCUGAUUCUACCUGUGAGGAUCAGUACCGCUGUAUGUGCGGCUUCAGUGCCAUUGUGAACAGGCGGUUGGCUCACGGCACAGGCCUUUUCCUGGAGGAUGAGCUGGAUAUUUAUGGUCGGACCUCUGAGGUGGGUCGAGCGGCUGAGAGGAGGCUGGCUCUUUGUAGACGGGACCCGUCAAUGGGAGACCCUAGAGCCAAGCGACCACAGGAUGCAGCCCCAGCAUCUCAGUCAGUCAUGAUUCUUCUCCAGGAGCAGUGCUCUCAGCCCAUUACUUCACUGGCCUCACUGCAUCGGCCCCUCAGCUGUUCCUGCCAUGGCCGCAAGGGGGCGCUACUCCAGAGUUGGAUGUCUGAAAAACAGUGGGCAGAUGGCAGCGAUGCCUGUGUGGAGUGUUACAAUGCUCUGGAGCAGGGGCUGCAGUAUGUGGAUAAUCCAGCAGGGGGGAAAGUCGAUCAGGCUGUUGUUAGGAGUACAGCACUUCACCCUUGGCCCCACACUAAUGUGGUGGACAUGUGCAUGCUGUCGUCCCAGGAUAUGGUCCGAAUGUUGCUCUCCUUACAGCCGUUCCUGCAGGAUGCAAUCCAAAAGAAGAGAACAGGACGGACCUGGGAAAACAUCCAACAUGUUCAAGGUCCACUUACCUGGCAGCAGUUCCAUAAGAUGGCCGGGAGAGGCUCCUAUGGUUCGGAGGAGUCACCAGAGCCAUUACCUAUUCCGACACUGUUACUGGGCUACGACAGAGAGCGGGACUUCCUGGCCUUGUCUCCACUGGCUUUACCAUUUUGGGAGAAGUUGCUACUGGAACCUUAUGGGGGACAGAGGGAUGUGGCCUAUGUGGUGCUGUGCCCUAACAGUUCCUCUCUGCUGUGUGCAGCCCGAGCCUUCUUCCAGGAACUCAGUGCUGUUUAUGAGACAUGCCGACUGGGGAAGCACCGUCCUCUGGCCAAGGUGUCCCGGGAUGGAAUUGUGCGAGUGGGGGAGGAAGUGGAGGCCGAGCGAGUGGAAGAACUCGAUGUGGACCAGUGGCUGACCGGACCCUGGACCGGACAGCAACACACGGACAACCUCAGCAAACUGAAACUCUACGCCUAUGCCUGCAAGCAGCAGCUAGGUCCACAACUCUCAGUUCUGCCUCUGGAUGGAAGUCUUCUCCUUCCGCCUAAAACCCAGCCCCCAGCAACCUCCACAUCCUCUGCCCAGGCUGUGUCUUCUGGACAGCCUCAGUCUUGGGCUCCAGCUGAUGGUGAGCAUUCUUCCUCUGGGGUCAUCAGUUCUGGAAAUGCAGCAACCCCAACUGGAACGACCUCAGGCCAGACAGGGGAAACCAGCCAAGGAGGAACCAGCAAUUCUAAAGGGCCAUCAACUGCCACACCACCAGCUAGCACACCAGCAGAAAACCCUGAAAUUGCCUCUGAGCAAUGCAGAAUCGGCAUCCCGACUGUUGCUGACUCUGUUGAUAGCCACACCAAUCCACCAGCUAUUGUGAUUUAUAUCGUCGAUGCAUUUCUCAGCUCAAGUGGAGCAGGAAAUGAAGGGGGGGAGGAAGAGGACAGUGAGGAAGUGGAGACAGGAAGAAUUUGGAUGCUGGGGCUUUUACGCUGCUACACCGAGAUGCUCCAGGCUUUACCUGAGGCAAUGAGACCUGCCUUGGUUCUACAGGUGGUGCCAUGUCAGUACCUUCUCCAACCAGCCAGUGGUGAGAGCCACUUAUACCUGCAGCACCUCCGAUCCCUGGCCUUCUCCUGUUACUCCCAGUGCAGACGACUGCUCCCCCAGCAAACACAUAUCAAGUCCCUCACUGGCUUUGGACCAGUAUCCACUGUCAAUGCUGUGCUGAAGAGUCCAGAGCAUCCCAGUCCACUGCAGCUCUACUGUCCUCCAUUCAUCCUCGGCCCAACCCGUCCCAAACAGCCAGAACCAGGGGAGAUGUGGACAGAGCUUCCUCCCAAAUACAAUGUACUCUUUGUCGGCUACUGCCUGUCGCAUGACCAGCGCUGGAUCUUGGUUUCCUGCACCGACCAGCAGGGGGAGCUCCUAGAGACCUGCAUUAUCAACAUUGAUGUACCCAACAGAGCACGACGCCCAAAGGUGUCAGCCAGGAAGAUGGGACUACAGAAACUGUGGGAGUGGUGUAUUGGCAUCAUCCAAAUGACCUCACUGCCAUGGAGGAUUGUAAUUGGUCGAUUAGGGAGACUGGGUCAUGGGGAGCUAAAAGACUGGAGCUCUCUCCUCGGGGAGCAUUCCCUUCACUCAUUAGGGAGACAGCUGAGGGAGGCUUGCCGUGUGUGUGGGAUCUCGGCUGCGGACUCUCCCACAAUCCUCAGCGCCUGCCUGGUUGCCAUGGAGCCUCAGGGCUCAUUUGUUAUCAUGCCUGAUGCUGUGACUAUGGGCUCAGUGUUUGGCCGCAGCACUGCGCUGAACCUUCAGACCUCCCAGCUGAACACACCUCAGGAUGCUUCCUGCACACACAUCCUAGUCUUCCCAACCUCUGCCACCACCCAGCUGGCACCCAGCUCUUACCCGACUGAGGACAAUAACGAUGACAUGUUUGAUCUGCCCUUUCCGGAUGAGCUGGAGAACGACAUCGGCCAUGACAUGAUGCUGAUCACCAACCUCCACCCCUCCCCUAACACCUCUCCUGUGCCCUCACCUGGGUCUCCGUCUGGGAUGGGAAUGGGAUCACAUUUCCAGCACACCAGGAACCAGGGUGAGCGCCUAUUGUCCAGAGACAGUCCACCAGAGGAGCUGAAGCAGCAGCCACUAGCUCUGGGCUACUACGUCUCCACUGCACAAGCAAAUGGACUUCCUCACUGGUUCUGGGCGUCCUGCCCACAGGCUGAGAGCCAGUGUCCACUUUUCCUUAAGGCCUCUCUACACCACCACAUCUCCAUAGCCCAGACAGAUGAGCUGGUGACAGACAAGACGAAGAGGAACCCCCACCCCUUAGACUCAAAGACCACCUCCGAUGUGCUCAGGUUUGUAUUGGAACAGUACAAUGCCCUGUCCUGGCUGACAUGUACCCCUGCCACCCAGGACCGGCAGUCCUGCCUCCCAGUCCACUUGGCUGUGCUGAUCCAGAUGUACAACGCCAUCCUGAACAUGCUUUAGCCUUGAGGAGUGGAGUGUUUUAUUUACUCUGUGCCUACGAUUCCUUCUUUGGGCACCAGAGAGCACCAGAGCUCCUGUAAUUUUUUUGCUUGGUUCUUUUUGUGGUUUUGGGAGGAAGUCACAGAUUUCAUGGAUAAAUAAAGGACAAGGCAAGUUUGACUCUUCCGUGCCUGGAAUGUAAUGAAAUGGUAUGAACAGUAACCCCGACAUUCAAACCCAGUACCCUCUUCAGAACUGGUUCUCCAGCAUUGUGCUAGUUUUGGUUCUUUCCAGAGGAGAUUAAAAAAAGAUGGAUUUAAUUGACUAUGCUCAUCUAUUGACAUAUCACAAACUUUCCCACAUCAGAAGAGCAAAUGCAUCUCCCGUUGGCUUUGUGUAGCGACACUGAGGAGUCCGUGGACAGUCACUGGGGAACCCUGUCUGAUCCUCUUUACCUGUAAAAAAUAAAUGAAAGGACUCGAUCUGUGCAGGUCCGGCAUCACUCCCAUGUUGUAAAACCAGCAAAGACAACAUCAACACAAACACAUGGCUGUUACAUCAAUGGUGUUUUUACAUGUUUUGUAUAGAGCUGCAAUGUUGAGCUUCUUGGGUCUUGCAGUCAGUUAAUGAAAUUUCUACCUUAAUGUACUAAUUUAGUCCAAGGUGGAGGGAGCAUUUGAUAACAGCACUUUUUCCUCGACUUCCAAAGUGUUGUAGAUACAGACACAAGGGGAAAUAUUUGACCAGUUAUGACAGAGUUGUUGUUUAUAAUGUAAAUCAUAAAAUUUGCAUAGAAUUGAGACUUAUUUUUAAUAUUUAAAACAAGCAAAUGAAAAACUUAAAUAAGGCCUUUUUCCCAACAGACUUGUGAAAUGUCUUGGGAUCUGAAAUAAAAUUUUUCAUUUCAAUGCAAUUGUAAAGAUGCCAUAUUUAUACAAAUUAUAUCAUGUCAUAGAAUUUGAUAUAUAUCUGUAUAUACCUAAAUAUACUGUAUAUUACCUCUUCCAUGCAGGCACUUAAGGGUGAUGGGCAUUGACAUCUCUUAUGAAGUGGAUGCAUUAAGAACAUUUAUCAAACGAAAUGCAUUCUCAUUGUACUUUUUUAUUUUCUACAGAUACUGAACAUUUCACUUUUUUAUUUAAUAAGUUUAAAUUAAACUAAUUGAUACAGGAGAUGCAGUAUACUGUAUAUUUAUAAAGUGUUCCUCUUCUGCUAAAACCUUGAAAUAGGCAAUAGAAGACCACGGUAUUUGAGCAUCAAAAGGUUAUUAAGUAUUUAAUAAUAAUGUUUUAUUUCACUGGCUCUCCUAAAUGAUGUCAAGCAGAACCAUCUGAAAGGCCUGUCUCCUCAGCUUCACUCAGUCUGCUAUUUGUCGAUUCCUAUAAGCAUGUUUGUAUAUACACUUUUCAGCCGUGUUUUUCUGGAAUUUCUUAAAAAGCUGUACAUUUCAUGUUGGUUGGUUUACUUUCAAGUAAUUCAUAUCAAAGUAUUUUUUGCUGUGAGCUUUAUAUAUACAUAUAUAUAUAUAUAUAUAUAUAUAUAUAUAUAUAUAUAUAUACAUAUGGUAUACAGUUCAAAAAUCAUUUAAAUACAAACCAAGAACUAAUUUGCCAAGUUAAGUGUACACACAAGGGCAACUUUGCAAAAAUUUGUUACAUCUGUCAUCACUUUGAAUAUCAAACAGAUCCGCUUUAGUGGGAGAGAUCUGUUACUUUUACACACUUUUUUUUAGUAAAUUAUUAAAACUUUUGGAA